Messenger RNA from Penicillium odoratum, 1551 nucleotides. RefSeq lists its product as uncharacterized. Gene Ontology annotation, molecular function: transmembrane transporter activity. The transcript is spliced from 5 exons. Gene Ontology annotation, biological process: amino acid transport; transmembrane transport. The record is from RefSeq and is a predicted model, not a curated record. Bases 1 to 1551 code for a protein of 516 amino acids. Gene Ontology annotation, cellular component: membrane. Lineage: Eukaryota; Fungi; Ascomycota; Eurotiomycetes; Eurotiales; Aspergillaceae.
AUGGCCAAAGAGGUAUUCAAUACCUCAACCGAGGAAGAUGUGGCUCUCGAGCACCUUGGGUACCAACAAGAGUUUAAGCGCUCAUUCGGUCUUUGGGAUAUGGUUGGCUUUAGUUUCAGCAUUGUGACUUGCUGGACCGCAUUGAGUGGAGUUUUCAUCAUUGGCGUCGAAGCAGGCGGGCCACCAGUGAUGAUUUUUGGCUGGAUAGGGGUCUGUGUGAUCACUUUAUUGAUUGCACUGGCCAUGGCAGAAAUGUGUGCAAGAUGGCCAGUCAGUGGAGGCCAGUAUUCGUGGGUGGCCAUGCUGGCACCGCCCAAGGUCUCUCGACAGCUAUCCUAUAUCACUGGAUGGUUCAUGUUAAUUGGUAUCUUGGCUAUGGGCGCUGUGAAUAACUCAGUAGCGUCGAACUUCAUUCUUGGCAUGGCCAACCUGGUCUUUCCGGAGUAUAACAUUGAGAGAUGGCAUACCGUUCUGGUGGCUUGGGCUGUGGCCCUCUUUGCGCUGGCGGUGAAUGUUCUCACGCCACAUGCCCUGCAUCGUCUAUCUCGAAUGAUUUUGGUGUGGAAUAUCGCGUCGUUCUUCAUCAUCAUCAUCACGCUCCUCGCGACCAAUGAUCAUAAACAGAGCGCAGACUUUGUUUUUGGUGAAUUCCGCAACACAACUGGCUUAGGCGCGGCAAUGGCUACCAUCGUUGGGAUUCUCCAGAGCUUCUUUGGCAUGUGUUGCUAUGAUGCCCCCAGCCAUAUGACGGAAGAAAUGACUCAUGCAAGCCGUGAUGCGCCCAAGGCCAUCAUCCUGGCAGUCAUCAUGGGCGCCGUGACCGGUUUCUUCUUCCUUUUGACCUUAUGCUUCUGCAUGGGGGAUAUUGAUAGUACGGCGAAUUCUAGUACAGGAGUCCCAGUCAUCCAGAUCUUCUAUGAUUCGACUCAAAGCAAAGCAGGCACGUGUGUUUUAGCGAGUAUGAUGACUGUCAUCAUUGUCGUCGCCUCGGUGAGUCUCAUUGCAGAAGGGUCUCGAUCCGUUUAUGCAUUCGCCCGGGAUCAGGGCUUGCCGUUUUCGAAAGUCUGGGCCAAAGUCGAGCCGAAGCAGAAGAUCCCCGUCUAUGCCAUCUUCCUCACCUUGAUCGUUCAGCUAGCUUUGAACGCAAUCUACUUCGGCACGGUGACUGGAUUCGAAACGGUGAUUUCCAUAGCCACCACAGGCUUCUAUGUCUCCUAUGGUCUUGUCCUCCUGGCCCGACUUCUUGGUUAUUUGUUUGGACACCAUACGUCUACCUUUAGCGGUCCAUAUUCACUUCCAUCCUCCGUGUCUAUUGCCUUCAACGCAAUUGGGCUUAUAUUUCUCCUAUUUGGUUCCAUCACCUUCAACUUCCCCUCCGAAGCGCCUGUGACGUCCAGUUCCAUGAACUAUACCAGUGCGGCAAUUGGGCUGGUUACCCUUCUUAGCUUGGUUACUUGGUUUACUACAGCGACCAAACACUUUUCUGGGCCUUCAGAUGUAAGGGAUCUGGUGAUUAAUGGAGUUGAAAGACCUACAGACUCAAAGUCGUAG